This is a messenger RNA of Saprolegnia parasitica CBS 223.65, 894 nucleotides long. RefSeq lists its product as hypothetical. NCBI's taxonomy places the organism in Eukaryota, Oomycota, Saprolegniomycetes, Saprolegniales, Saprolegniaceae. The transcript has a single exon. Bases 24 to 809 code for a protein of 261 amino acids. The record is from RefSeq and is a predicted model, not a curated record.
GUCCAACCUACCACAUUCUUAGUAUGGGCAUCCACACCAAGCUCCCUUGCGACCCGGGCAACAUGUCGCCGCGCAAGCACCGCAAGACGACCAACGAAGGCAAGGGCACGUGGACCCUCGAAGAACACGAGCGCUUCCUCCAGGCGUCCAAGCUCUACCCGUUUGGCCCGUGGAAGGUCAUUGCCUCCAUGGUGCGCACGCGCAAUGUGCGCCAGACCCAAACGCACGCGCAAAAGUUCCGCGAAAAGAUUGCGCGCCGCGACCGCGGGCUUCGCCGCCGCAAGAAGCAGGUCGGGCCCCAAGACACGCACGUCCGCCGCCCGUCCAUUGACGACAAGGACGGCAGCGAGAGCUCGUCGACGACUGAGAGCCACCACCGUAUGCACCACCACCACAUGCACCACAUGCACCACCACGACACGAUCACGCUUCCGGUCGACAAGCACCACCAGCCGACCAACAUGACGCCGACGGGCGCCGACUCGAAAGUCAAGGUGCUCGACUUGAAGCCGUCGGCGUUCUGCCACCUCAAGAGCCUCAACGUCGGCGCGGUCGACCUGUCGAGCAACUGCAGCGAUGACGGCGACGCGUCGCCCAAAGAACGCACCAAGAAGCCAGCGCCCAAGAAGAAGUCGGAGCCCAAGAAGACGAUUGCGUCGACCCUCGCGACGCCCAAGAACGUAAUACUCGACAAGUGCGUCGUCGUCGACGCGGUCCCAAGCCUCGAAGACUGCCUCGAUUUUCUCAUCGCGUCGCUCGAGCACGACGAGAGCAUCACGUCGGACGCCGCCAACAUCCUCGUCGUCUAGUACCUGCAUUUUGUACCCUUCUCCGCCUAGACGUGUCUUGCUUGUUCCUGCACGUAUACUAUUUACUAACAUUUUGCUUCUUCGC